AUGCAGCGCAGCCCGCAACAAGGUGCAGCGCCGGUCGCCAGCCCUGCAGUUGCCCUCAGCCCUGCGGUGGCCGCCAGUCCUGCGGUGGUCGCCAGCCCCGCAGCUGGACUCCCCACACCGAGUCCAUACUUAAUCGAUAUGACCCCUCUCGCUCGUGACGCCUCUACCGACCUUCCGGAGUUCCAAGUCGAGACUGUGAACGCCAUGCGUCUCAAGCCGCCCGAAUUGGAUACUGCUGACAUCCAUACGUUCUUCUACGCCUUGGAGAACUGGUUCGACGCCUGGAAUAUUUCUCCGCACCAUCAUGUUAGACGUUUUAACAUCCUGAAAACACAGAUCCCUACGCGAAUUCUUCCCGAGUUGCGUCCCAUUCUCGACAGCGUACCAAAUACCGAUCGCUACGAAUCCGCGAAGAAAGCCAUCAUACAACAUUUCGAAGAGUCCCAGCGAAGCCGCCUACACCGUUUGCUAUCCGAAAUGAGCCUCGGCGACCGUAAGCCUUCACAACUGCUAGCCGAGAUGCGGCGAACAGCAAACGGUGCAAUGACCGACUCCAUGUUGAUCGAUCUUUGGAUCGGUCGGAUGCCGCCCUACGUUCAGUCCGCCGUGAUCGCGUCCUCUCAAAACGCCGACGAGAAAGUUAAGGUAGCCGAUUCAGUGGUCGACUCUUUCGCCUUGUACAAUCGCUCCGGUCCGUACCAAACCAUCGCCGAGGUGCGGAAUGAGGAGGUCAACCGCCUUUCACGACAGGUAGCCGAGCUGAGUCAACGCUUAGAAACUCUAAUGAACCAGAACCAAGCUCGUGAACGCUCACGGGCCCGCUCACGCUCUCGCAAUCGCAACACGAACCAGGCUACUAAUCCUAACACUAACGGCUAUUGUUUCUACCACGACCGAUACGGACAGCAAGCGCGUAACUGCCGCGCUCCGUGCUCGUUUAACAGCCGUCCUCAAAAUAACGGUACUCCUACUACUUCUGCAUGA
Anopheles arabiensis is the source of this 984-nucleotide messenger RNA. RefSeq lists its product as uncharacterized. Lineage: Eukaryota; Metazoa; Arthropoda; Insecta; Diptera; Culicidae. The record is from RefSeq and is a predicted model, not a curated record. The transcript has a single exon. The coding region runs from base 1 to 984 and encodes 327 amino acids.